AUGGCUGGUGCAUUUUCUGGCCUUCUGGCUUAUCUGAUCAGUAUGAUGGAUGGUGUUGGUGGUCUCGAGGGCUGGCGAUGGAUCUUUAUUCUCGAGGGAAUUCUGACUGUUGUUGUUGCUGUUGCUUCAUACUUCUUUGUCUGGGAUGAGCCAGCCACUGCAACUUUUCUCACCAAAGACGAGAAGAAGGUUAUCCUGGAUGCAUUGAGUUAUCCACAUACUGAGAUCUUCACAAAUGCGCAACUGGGGGGUGAGAACUCUUUCAAAUGGAAGCAUGUUAUGAAUGCAGCUUUUGAUUGGCAAGCCGUAGCAGUCUAUGCACUAUCAUUAUUCCUCCCAACCAUCAUUAGCGGACUCGGCUAUUCAGCUGCCAUUGCUCAACUCUUGACAAUUCCAAUUUAUGCGGCCGCCACCAUAUCUUGUAUUGUAGUCGGUUAUCUUGCAGAUAAAACGGGUAAACGAAGUUUUUUCACUUUUGCCUGCUAUGCUGCCACAGUUGUCGGGUAUCUCAUCGCAGUUGUUCCGCCCACAUUCUUACCCGGCUUGACAUAUGCGGGAUGCUUCGUGGCUGCAUGUGGAAUUUAUCCAGCUAUCCCGGGCCUUCUAGCCCUGUCUUCAAAUAACUGGGCACCCAAUGCAAAGCGAGCCGUUGGUAUGGCUAUCCAAAUGGGCUUCGGUACCAUGGGUGGAGCUGCGGCGUCGAACUUUUACCGGGGCAGUGAUGCUCCGAGAUAUCGUUUGGGGCACGCUUUGGUGCUAGUUUUUGCUGGAUUGGGGCUUUUCACUAUGAUAUUAUACUACUUUAUAUGUCGCCGAGUGAAUGCAAAGAGGGAAGCGGAGGCUGAUAGCGUUUAUCAGUACACUUCGGAUCAGUUGGUUGACUUGGGUGACAAGGCGCCGAGUUUCAGGUACAAACUUUGA
Penicillium longicatenatum is the source of this 921-nucleotide messenger RNA. RefSeq lists its product as uncharacterized. The coding region runs from base 1 to 921 and encodes 306 amino acids. Lineage: Eukaryota; Fungi; Ascomycota; Eurotiomycetes; Eurotiales; Aspergillaceae. Gene Ontology annotation, biological process: transmembrane transport. The record is from RefSeq and is a predicted model, not a curated record. Gene Ontology annotation, molecular function: transmembrane transporter activity. The transcript is spliced from 4 exons. Gene Ontology annotation, cellular component: membrane.